AUGAACAAAAUCGAUGACUGGGGAUCUUUGGAGGCCGAGGGAAAAAUAUUCAUAAUGAUGAAGCCUCAACACGACGCUACCUUCUCACGCAUGAACAAAAUCGAUGGCUGGGGAUCUUUGGAGGCCGAGGGAAAAAUAUUCAUAAUGAUGAAGCCUCAACACGACGCUACCUUCUCACGCAUGAACAAAAUCGAUGGCUGGGGAUCUUUGGAGGCCGAGGGAAAAAUAUUCAUAAUGACGAAGCCUCAACACGACGCUACCCCCUCAAUCGCCCCCAAAAUCGAUGACUGGGGAUCUUUGGAGGCCGAGGGAAAAAUAUUCAUAAUGACGAAGCCUCAACACGACGCUACCUUCUCACGCAUGAACAAAAUCGAUGGCUGGGGAUCUUUGGAGGCCGAGGGAAAAAUAUUCAUAACGAUAAAGCCUCAACACGACGCUACCUUCUCAACGCAUGAACAAAAUCGAUGGCUGGGGAUCUUUGGAGGCCGAGGGAAAAAUAUUCAUAAUGACGAAGCCUCAACACGACGCUCACCUUCAAACGCAUGA
Molecule: messenger RNA, 546 nt
Organism: Necator americanus (New World hookworm)
Lineage: Eukaryota; Metazoa; Nematoda; Chromadorea; Rhabditida; Ancylostomatidae
Exons: 1
Coding region: 1-546 (181 amino acids)
Source: RefSeq, a predicted model, not a curated record